Molecule: messenger RNA, 2079 nt
Organism: Xyrauchen texanus (razorback sucker)
Lineage: Eukaryota; Metazoa; Chordata; Actinopteri; Cypriniformes; Catostomidae
Gene: atic
Product: 5-aminoimidazole-4-carboxamide ribonucleotide formyltransferase/IMP cyclohydrolase
Exons: 15
Coding region: 92-1864 (590 amino acids)
Biological process (GO): 'de novo' IMP biosynthetic process
Cellular component (GO): cytosol
Molecular function (GO): phosphoribosylaminoimidazolecarboxamide formyltransferase activity; IMP cyclohydrolase activity
Source: RefSeq, a predicted model, not a curated record
GAACGUUAGCAUCCACGUGUUUAAUUAACAAUCGCGUGGUGCACGAGACACUUCGACACAGAUCUCUACUUCGCUUCACUCUGUCUGCAGAAUGGCAUCCGAACUAGCUUUGCUGAGUGUUUCAGAUAAAACAGGACUGGUGGAGUUUGCCCGGCGGCUGGUGGCAGUGGGUUUGUCAUUAGUGGCAUCAGGGGGCACCGCCAAAACUCUGAGAGAUGCUGGACUCGCUGUCAGGGAUGUAUCAGAGCUCACUGGAUUCCCAGAGAUGCUUGGAGGACGAGUCAAAACCCUUCAUCCAGCCGUCCAUGGUGGAAUUCUGGCGAGACAAACCCCCUCUGACAAGGCUGAUAUGGAGAAGCUCGGCUUUAGUCUUGUUAGAGUGACCGUGUGCAACCUUUACCCAUUUGUGAAGACUGUUGCAUCCCCCAGUGUGACUGUUGAAGACGCCGUGGAGCAAAUUGAUAUCGGCGGAGUUACUCUUUUACGAGCGGCAGCCAAGAAUCAUGCCAGAGUCACUGUAGUCUGUGAUCCAUCUGAUUAUGAUGUUGUCGCCAAGGAGAUGGAGUCGUCUGAGAACCAUGAGACCACUAUUGAGACACGCAAAACUCUUGCUCUUAAGGCCUUCACACACACUGCUCAGUACGACGAAGCGAUCUCUGAUUACUUCAGACGUGAAUACAGUAGAGGAAUUUCCCAGCUGCCUCUGCGGUAUGGCAUGAACCCCCAUCAAGCUCCUGCUCAGCUAUACACGCUACGACCAGCACUGCCACUCACAGUGUUGAAUGGAUCUCCCGGCUUCAUUAACCUGUGUGACGCUCUUAACGCCUGGCAGCUGGUGAGAGAGUUGAAGACUGCACUCGGGUUGCCAGCCGCCACCUCAUUUAAACAUGUCAGCCCUGCAGGAGCUGCAGUUGGUGUCCCGUUGAGUGAAGAGGAGGCAAAGGUGUGUAUGGUGAAUGACCUGCUGAAGGAUCUCACACCUCUUGCCACUGCUUACGCCAGAGCCAGAGGUUCUGACAGGAUGUCCUCUUUCGGAGAUUUCAUUGCUUUGUCUGACAUCUGUGACGUCCCCACUGCCAAGAUCAUUUCUAGAGAGGUGUCAGAUGGCAUUAUCGCUCCGGGAUAUGAGGAAGAAGCACAACGAAUUCUUUCCAAGAAGAAGAAUGGAAACUAUUGUGUCCUUCGGAUGGACCCUGAGUAUGAACCUGAUGAACAGGAGGUGAGGGUGCUGUUUGGUUUGCACUUGAAACAGAAGAGGAAUGGAGCUGUUAUUGACAAAGAGCUCUUCAGUAACAUUGUCUCUAAGGGCAAGCUUUCUGAGAGUGCUCUGCGAGAUCUAAUUGUUGCCAGUAUUGCAGUCAAGUACACACAGUCCAACUCUGUGUGUUAUGCAAAGGAUGGUCAGGUGAUUGGCAUCGGCGCUGGGCAGCAGUCUCGUAUCCACUGUACUCGUCUGGCGGGAGAUAAAGCUGAUAACUGGUGGCUCAGACAUCAUCCACGAGUGCUCAGUAUGAAAUUCUGCAGUGGAGUUAAACGUGCAGAGAUGGCCAACGCCAUCGACCAGUAUGUUAGUGGCACGAUUGGAGAGGGUGCAGAUCUGGAUGUUUGGAAGGCUCUGUUUGAGGAGGUUCCUGAGCCUCUGUCAGAGAUUGAGAAGAAGAACUGGAUCAGCUCUCUGCAGGCUGUAGCUCUCAGCUCUGAUGCUUUCUUUCCCUUCCGGGACAAUGUUGACCGUGCCAAACGGAGUGGUGUGGAGUAUAUCGCUGCCCCCGCAGGUUCUACUGCAGAUGAGGUGGUCAUCAGUGCCUGCAAUGAGCUGGGUAUUUCUCUGGUGCACACCAACAUCCGCCUUUUCCAUCACUGAGAAGCACUACAACACAUUCGGCUUGAUAACUAGUAUCCAUCCUGCUAUGAAAGUUUAGGGUUUCUGUCUAUUAAGAUCUGUUACUGUAACUGCAAGUUGCUACCCAUAUUUUACAGCUACAUGUUUAUAGUCUGUGUCUAGUGGUGUCAUUAUUAACAUUAUGCAGAUUACUUUAGACAUUAAAUGCAAUAACUCAAUAGAGGAAAAAUGUCAUU